UCCGAGGCGGCUGCCCUACUACGCGAUGCCGAGCCACGAGAUGGACGACGACGAGGAGGAGCUGUUCGACCGGUACGACCCGGAGGUGCUGGCCGCCAACGGCAUCGACUAUCAAGAGCUGAGUCGUUUUCCUUUUGUGGAUGAGAGGAUGGACAUCAAGUGGUGGGCUUUUCUGAUGCAAGUGGAGGGUAGGUUGACUCCUGCUCGCAUGUCGACACCUCCGUUACGGGUCAUCAGGUACCCAGAUCUCAUGGAGAAGGGAUGGGGAUGGUGGAGAUUACUGCCGAUCUAUCGGGACAUGGAUUCAGACAUGCCGCUGUAUCGGCAAUACCUCUGCGAGUACUACCUCCGCAAUCCUCCUGAAUCUGUUGAUGGCAUUGGCGCCACCUUCACCGAGCAAAAGGUCGUGGUGCGAUCUGCAUGGACUAAUGAGAGUGGCCGCCUCAUUCCUCUUGCCAACAAGUGCCUUGAAAUGGAGGCCAAGCUCUUGUAUCUGUGUGAUACGAACAUGACAAAACCAACUGACAAGGAGACUGCCCUGAGCCGCGGCAUCAAGGGGCGCGCGCAUGACAUAAUCAAUGGAGCGUGUGAAUACCUUGGUGCAUAUGCUGCUGCCGCUGCUUUGGUGUGUAUCUCCAAAGAGGCCGAGUUGAUGUGCGAGUGGGUUACAAGUCGGGAAUACAAGUCCUCUUACAGAAAUUGCAUGGAGAGCAACCAGAUCAGAGAGCAUGCCUUGAGCCUCAUGUUGUACAAAGGGUCUGGAUCCAUUAUGGCCGCCGCUGGCGCCGCCAUGGUGGUAAGUGCCUGA
Molecule: messenger RNA, 808 nt
Organism: Triticum aestivum (bread wheat)
Lineage: Eukaryota; Viridiplantae; Streptophyta; Magnoliopsida; Poales; Poaceae
Exons: 4
Coding region: 26-808 (260 amino acids)
Source: RefSeq, a predicted model, not a curated record